Molecule: messenger RNA, 3970 nt
Organism: Acipenser ruthenus (sterlet)
Lineage: Eukaryota; Metazoa; Chordata; Actinopteri; Acipenseriformes; Acipenseridae
Exons: 3
Coding region: 70-1542 (490 amino acids)
Cellular component (GO): nucleus
Source: RefSeq, a predicted model, not a curated record
UGUGCAAAUCAUACACCGAUCACGAUCAGUCUAUUGUACGUGCUAGUAAGCAUAUUUGUGCUAAACACAAUGAGUAGUAAAGGCAAGAAAAACAACUGUAAAUUCUCAUUUUCUGAGUUGGAUAUACUUAUCACUGGAGUGACAAAUUAUUAUCAUAAACUUUUCGGAAAAGGCAGGUCAUAUACAACUUCCAUAGAACGAUCUGCAUUCUGGACAGAAAUGACACAUAAAGUGAAUUCUGUGUCGAACGUUAAGAGAAGCAGAAAACAAGUAAGACACCGAUGGGAUGACCUAAAAAGGGUUCUUGUUAGAAGAAUAGUCAAGCAGGGUACACCCCCGGGUGUUAAUGCCGUCUUUGAAGAACUAAAGAAAACUAAAACGAAUAAUGAUCGCAGAUUAAACAAGACCGACGCGAGUUUUGAUGUUAGCUGUGCUGUGGAAGAAUACCCGUAUCCUGCAGCAGGUAAUACAACAACUGCCAUUCCACAUUAUGACAUAGAAUGGGAGAACAGAAGCGAAUCAGAAUCGGAUGAAACCGUGGCAGGAGUCCAGAAAAGAAGAACUUGUAAAUUCUCCGAUUUUGAGUUAGAUACACUUGUGACAGAAAUAUCAAACAAUUACAAAGCACUCUUUGGAGAGGAAAGAUCAGUUACGUGCUUAAGCGAAAGGACAAGAAUCUGGAGUCAAAUAACAGAGAAAGUCAAUUCUGUGUCUGCCAUCAGACGAAGUGAAAAACAAGUAAAACACAGAUGGGAUGACCUCAAAAGGCGGUCCACCUGUCUGUUAAAUCUGAAGAAGCACCCAAAAGUUAAAACAGCUAAUGUGGAGAUGAACAUUAUUGAAAGAAGAGUUGUAGCUAUUGUGUAUCCUGAGUGCCUCCCACUUCUUGACGAACUUGGAUCUGCAGAGUCAAACACACAAAAUGAAUUUCCAGAAGUGUUUGUAGAAGUUCUAGCUGAUGAUGAGCCAGACAAAGUUGAAGAAAGUCACACUGGACCAAUCAUAAUUGUCCAGCCCCAUGAAUCUUCUCUCCUGGAGGAUUUUACUCCAAGGAUUGUGGGCCCACCCUUUUCAUUGGCACCCUGUUCGCUUUCACAGGAUCAGCACAUGGAACAGGGACACCCUCCGCUGCUGGAUGAAGCGUUGCAGGAUAAGAAAGAGCCACACCAUUAUAUAUAUUCUGGUGAAACUAAUGAGACUGUUGUUAGCCAUGUUAGUGAAGGGAACCAGGUUACUAAUACAGGUUUAUCCGAGCUUAGUAACCAGGUUGCACUACUGGCAAAUCAGAUAGGUCAACUGACAAACCAGGUUGGUGAUCUUGGACGAAUUAUGAUGCAGAGGAACAAUAGUGAGCAGUUUCAAAUGGAACAGAUGACUGUUAAUCAAAACAUUUCAGCCACGCUAAGUCUCCUCACCGCGGUUAUUGCCUCUGGGGCUUUCUCAACAGCCCGUGUAGUUUCUGAUAGCAGUACACAGACUGUUUCCCCUAUUGCAACAACAUGUAAGGACCCAGAGUGCCAGACAUCACCAACAGUAGAAUAAUCCAGAACGGCUGCCUCUUCUAGUGCCAAAAUGUUUCACGCGUAUUGAAAAAUGUGAAAGGCCUUACUCAAAACUAUCGUGUUGAGUUUUAAACAAUACUAUGGAUAGUAGUGGCGUGUUGUUUAUUCAAAGUGAUAUCUGCAUCUGGUCGGGUACCUGCGGAUGACCCGGAAGUUUUUCACAGUUUGCGGUUCGGGUGCAGGUCAAAUAAAUGUACAUUUCGGGUCUGAAUUUGAAUAACCAAAAAUGUUUUCUGUCAUUUUAGCGUACUCUUCUCUUACCCUUUCCCAAAUAACAUAUUAGAAAGUAAAUGUACAAGUAUUUCCUGCACUAAAGCAGGAUGCGAUUAGGGAAGAGUCAGCUGACUAAGCCGUGUUCUCGCUUGUUUGAUAUGUCACAAGAUGCUUUAACCACGUCUGCUUGGUGAUAUUAAAAAUGUUUGUGGAUGAGGUGAAACAAAAAAUAGCGCAGGGUUUAUGUCAUGUAGUUCGAGAGGUAAAUCAGAAGUGAGGAAUUCUUUUGGAAUCAUAGUGAAUGAAAAUAACGAACAUGUGACUGGAUUCGUUGCUUGUAAAACUGCGUUGCUUGUCAUUAUGUCUUUGUGAACGACAGCCACAAAACUGGUACAUCUCUGCGAAAGCACAGGUGUAGCUCCCUUUCAACUGGUGGCACGAAAGGAAUAGACAGGUAUUUUAUAGUAAAGUAGAGAUAGUUAAUAUGUUACAGUGUUAAAAUAUAUCUAGACCACUAGAGAAAGCUACCACGCUGUAUAGCCUAUUGUAUAAACUCGAUCUGUGGAGAAUGGUAGAUAUAUCUGUAUCAAUGGGAAUGUGAGAGCCAGUCGGUGCAGGCAAUAAGUAAAGGACAAACACUUGCGGGUUCGGGUCGUGUUGCAGGUCUUAUUAAAGCGGGUCGGGUCAGGUUGCGGGUUCGAGUCGGGUCCUGUAGUAGCGGGUUUGUUUACAGUAAAAUCAAAAUAAUUGCCAGGUUUAUUAAAAGUCGGGGAGUUGAUCUUUAGGGGUACACCAUGAGAUAACAUAAAACACAGGGACUUUUUCUUGCAACUAGACCACUGAAUCUCCAUAGCCAGAGAAAGAUGAGAUUUUUUUUUUUUUUUAGAAAGAAUGUAAUGUCUGUAAAAUUUUUUUUAAACAAUUGCCGUGCACAGUUAUGGCCAAAAGUUUUGCAUCAACUAUAGAAUUAACUCAUUUUGCUUCAUAAAGUUGAAUGAAACCUGCUGAAUAAUGUUACAUUAACAUAUAGAAUUACAUACCGCUUGAUAGUUUGAACAUGAAAUACUGUAAAACUAUUAUGGCUUCUGGUAGAUUUAUGUUAAAUAAAAUAUCUCAAUUAUGUUCAUAUAUAUAUAAUUAUAUAAUUAUUUCUCAAUCCUAAAAUUCUAGGCGUUGCAAAACAUUUGGUCAUAACUGUACAUCCAUAUACCACAUUAACUUAAUUACAGAAUACAGUUUUGGAAGUUGUGAGAAUAUCUUGGCUUUAACAGUUUGUUUUUUGUGGUAAAUUUCAUUUUUAUAAUUAAAAUGCCUCCUCCAAGUCAUAUAUCACUGAGAUAGGAUACCUGUUUUUACAGAAUGUAUCACAUCAGUGACUGUGCCUUGCAGUCAGAUAUCAGGAACACGUGGACAGAAUACUCUUGGGUUUAUACACUGAUUUUGAGAGUUAAUAAUCAGAUAUAUGCUAAGAAUAAAGAUUUUACUCCAAUGAUGUCCUAUAUUUUGAUCCCCCUUGUUCUCCUCAGGCUAGAAUGUUCCUUUAAAAAAAGCCAAGGAGAACUGAAAGUUGUCUUCUGAUCCCACCAACAUGACAAUCACUUCUUUACAAUCAGGAGUUCAGCUAUGGAUGUAGACACCUGGAGAGCAGAGAUCCGCCCUUCAGAUGUCUGCUUGAGCUCCCCGAGUGCUUGACCAGUGUGUCCGUUGAGCUGAAGCAGUUUCUUGAAGAUUGUACCUCCCCAACCUGUAGGAGCACCAGCACCAACGCAAUGCUCCCCGCAGGAUAACAUGCGCUCGACUACACACAACAGGGUUGUCAUUUACCAGAUGAACCACUCAGGGAUCCACACCAUUAAGCACACCAACUGCCAUGUGUCCAGUUAAUUGUUUCUUUGAGUUGGAUAAUCCUGAUGGGAUCUGUUUCUGUUUGAAAGGCUUGGUUAUCGCUCCUUUGUGGUCUUGCACGCUCUCAGUAAUGCCAUCUGUGGUGCCAUCUAGCAUAUGCUUCUUCUGAAUGAGAAAUCAAGUGUAAAAAGAUUUCUUUGGUCAUAAAUGCCAUGUUUUGUUCUUACCACCCCAACUGCCCAGAGGUCUAAUACUGUAGGCUUUUGUUUGUGUUUUUAUACAUGAUAUACCUUUUCCUUUUUUUUUUUUUUUACAGAGAUUGUUAUUCUGUUAUUUUCACUGUUAUUUGU